This is a messenger RNA of Acanthoscelides obtectus, 2185 nucleotides long. The record is from the annotation of a GenBank genome assembly. NCBI's taxonomy places the organism in Eukaryota, Metazoa, Arthropoda, Insecta, Coleoptera, Chrysomelidae.
GGCUAGUAGAUACUAGCACAGAUAGCAAAGACAGUCAAAGAAGAAGUGUCACGUCACUAAACAUUCAAAGUCAUUAUCACAACAUGUCACUCAACUAAUCUAAAUUCAACAUGCAAAAUUUUUCGUGAAAAUUUAGCUGUGCGACACAGCCCGGUUAUUCUUCCAUCAUCAUGAAACGAUCAUCGUUAAGAAACUUAAUUAAAUAUUGUCGUUACAUCCACAAUAUUCCUACACCAAUUCGAUAUUCCAAGCCACGAAUUCCAAAGGGAGAUGCAGGAAAGCAAAAGCAAGAUAGAGAUAUUCGGAUUUUAGCACGAAUAGGACUAACGAGCAUCUAUGCGAUCAUAAUAAGUUCCUAUCUUUGGGUAAAAAGAAACCAUGAUGAUAGUCCCAUUGAAGAUGAGUACUAUUUGGGUGUCAAGCCGGGAUGCGAGUUCAAGGAUUUAACGACGAAGCCUGCUUCAGCUGCAAUUCAAGAUACGGUGGAAGCAAAAGAAGGAGAAAACCCAGGAUCCCUCGCACCAGUGAGUCAACCAGGAAUCGAAAACGACCCCAAAGAAGGCACCCUUCGUGAACGUUACAACUUCAUCAACAAAGUAGUGAACCACUGCGCUCCAGCAGUGUUUUACCUGGAGAUCAGAGAUCCUUACACGAAGUACCUGGAAACUGGCGAAUCGGUCAUAACUUCAAACGGUUCAGGGUUCGUGAUUAGCGAGGAUGGUUGGGCUCUCACCAAUGCGCAUGUCGUGCUGAAUAAGCCACAGUCGACCAUUACCGCUUUUAUGAGGGACGGCAAAAGCUAUAAGGUAUAUGUAGAAGAUGUAGACGUGAACCUGGAUCUAGCUUUGUUAAAAUUAGAAUCGCUAGAGAAACUACCUAGCUUGCAGUUCGCCUCAGUAGGCGAUACAGCUAUUGGAGAAUGGGUAGUAGCGUUGGGAAGUCCUUUGUCCCUUAGUAACUCGGUUACUGUUGGCAUAGUGAGCUGUGUGGAUCGUCCAGCAGAAGAACUAGGUCUGAAGAACUAUUCGAUGACUUACAUACAAACAGACGCCUCGAUAACGUUUGGCAAUUCCGGAGGCCCAUUGGUUAAUCUGGACGGUCACGUGAUUGGCAUCAACAAUCUUAGGAUGACGUCAGGCAUUUCGUUCGCAAUUCCUGUCGAAUACGUAAAGAAGUUUCUGGAGCAGAGCAGCUGACAACUUGAUAGACAACUGUAGAGCUGGUUGCUUUUACAUAUCUCGGGGAAAGAUGACAGGACUACUUGACAGUGACAACAAUUAUAACCUAAAAAUAUUAAUGAGGAACAAAAACAAUACCUGAAAAUUGGGGUUUCGUUAAUAAAAAUAUUAGAAAUAUGGAAUUGCCUUCACUAGGAAAACAAUGUGCCGAACCUACGUGUCUGCAGCUAGAUUUUCUGCCACUAAAUUGCAAAUGCGGGCAAAUUUUCUGUUCAGAUCAUUUCAAAGUCCAUACACAGAUCUGCCAGGUUUCAAAAAAUCUUACUGAAGAUGAGCUCAAACAGAUAGAAAAUGUAUUUGUAUGUUCACAUUCAAACUGCAACGAAAGGAGUGUAGUACCUUUGGUUUGUGAGAGGUGUCAUAAACAUUUCUGCAUCAAACAUAGGCAUUUAACAGGUUGUGAAGAAAAAAGUGCUGAGAAACUUGCUGCUGAGAAAGAACGAUAUGCUGCACCUGUUAGGAGGUUUAAUGAGGUCAAGGAUAUUGUAGAUAAACAGCUUGAAUCAAAACUAGAUGCUGCCAAAAAGAAACCUAAAAACCGUGCUACAGCUAAUAAGAUCCAACUAAUGAAGUUAAAGGGAAAAGCAACAGGAGUCAAGUCAAUUGCCCAAAUGAAUAGGCUAUACUUCAGUGUGUCAAAAAUAGAUGGUAAUACAGAGAAAGCAGUAGCAGUUUUUGUCUCAAAUCAGUGGUCACUAGGGAGAGCUAUUGAUAGCAUUGCUGAUGAAAUGAAGUUACAGAACAAUAAUAACAAGAGUGGUGAGAAAAAACUGAGGCUGUUUAAGAAAGAAGACAAAGAAAUACUGACACAAAACAUGUCAGUUAAUCUGAGUGCACUUUUAGAGGACAAUAUAAUUGUUGAUGGUGAUAGUCUUAUUAUUGAAUAUGUUGAUGACGAUUGUAUAAAGUUGUGAAGAUUAAAAGAUAAAUAUAUUUUAUGAAGUUUA